GGAGGGUGUCACGCGUGGACACCACUUGUUAUUGCCAUCACAUGGAGAGAUACAGAGACAGAGAGUGGUCAGGAACCAUGGAAAACUAUAAGGGUUGAAUUCAAUAGAUUAGCAGCGCAUCAGCCCAUGGACCAUCACCGUCUGGUGUUACCAGGGGGCAAGCGGACAUCCAGUUCCAGCUCCAGCAGUACAGUGUCUUCAACCACCAGGACUGCGACCACUGCAACAACCACGAGCGAGAGUUCCAGCACGACGGUGUCUUCAUUUACUGUGAGUACAACCAGCGAGAGUUCCAGCACGACUUGGUCCUCGACCACUGGGACAUCAACGACAACCAGUGUGAGUUCCAGCACGACGCUGUCCACGACCUCUACAAGUUCAUCCACACGAACGUCGACAACAGUAAGUGCAACCACCGAGAGUUCCAGCACAACGGUGUCCUCAACCAGUGGGACCCUAACAACAGUGAGCACAACCUCCGAGAGUUCCAGCACGACCGGGUCUACGACUUCUGCAAGUGCAACCACAGUGAGUUCAAGUUCUAGGAGUUCCAGCACAACGGUGUCCUCAACCAGUGGGACCCUAACAACAGUGAGCACAACCUCCGAGAGUUCCAGCACGACCGGGUCUACGACUUCUGCAAGUGCAACCACAGUGAGUUCAAGUUCUAGGAGUUCCAGCACAACGGUGUCCUCAACCAGUGGGACCCUAACAACAGUGAGCACAACCUCCGAGAGUUCAAGCUCCAGCAGUACGGUGUCCUCAACCACCAGGACAGCGACCACUGCAACAACCACGAGCGAGAGUUCCAGCACGACGGUGUCUUCAUUUACUGUGAGUACAACCAGCGAGAGUUCCAGCACGACCUGGUCUGCGACGUCGGGGAGUUCAACCACUGCCAGUACAAGUAGCGAGAGCUCCAGCACGACUGGGUCCUCGAGCACUGCGAGCUCAAUCUCUGCAAGUUCAAUCACGGUGAGCACCACCAGCGAAAGUUCCAGCACGACUUGGUCCUCGACCACUGGGACCUCAACUACAACCAGUGUGAGUUUCAGUACGACGCUGUCGACGACCUCCACAAGUUUAUCCACACGAACGUCGACAACAGUAAGUGCAACCACCGAGAGUUCCAGCACAACGGUGUCCUCAACCAGUGGGACCCUAACAACAGUGAGCACAACCUCCGAGAGUUCCAGCACGACCGGGUCUACGACUUCUGCAAGUUCAACCACAGUGAGUUCAAGUUCUAGGAGUUCCAGCACAACGGUGUCCUCAACCAGUGGGACCCUAACAACAGUGAGUACAAUCUCCGAGAGUUCAAGCUCCAGCAGUACGGUGUCCUCAACCACCAGGACAGCGACCACUGCAACAACCACGAGCGAGAGUUCCAGCACGACGGUGUCUUCAUUUACUGUGAGUACAACCAGCGAGAGUUCCAGCACGACCUGGUCUGCGACGUCGGGGAGUUCAACCACUGCCAGUACAAGUAGCGAGAGCUCCAGCACGACUGGGUCCUCGAGCACUGCGAGCUCAAUCUCUGCAAGUUCAAUCACGGUGAGCACCACCAGCGAAAGUUCCAGCACGACUUGGUCCUCGACCACUGGGACUUCAACGACAACCAGUGUGAGUUUCAGUACGACGCUGUCGACGACCUCCACAAGUUUAUCCACACGAACGUCGACAACAGUAAGUGCAACCACCGAGAGUUCCAGCACAACGGUGUCCUCAACCAGUGGGACCCUAACAACAGUGAGCACAACCUCCGAGAGUUCCAGCACGACCGGGUCUACGACUUCUGCAAGUGCAACCACAGUGAGUUCAAGUUCUAGGAGUUCCAGCACAACGGUGUCCUCAACCAGUGGGACCCUAACAACAGUGAGCACAACCUCCGAGAGUUCCAGCACGACCGGGUCUACGAUUUCUGCAAGUUCAACCACAGUGAGUUCAAGUUCUAGGAGUUCCAGCACGUCGGUGUCCUCAACCACCAGGACCUCUAUCACGGUGAGUGCAACCACCCAGAGUUCGAGAACGACCUGGUCCGCAACCUCCGAGAGUUCAACCAUCGUGAGUUCCAGCACGACGGUGUCUUCAACCUCUGGGAGCUCAACCACAGAAAUUUCGAUCACAAUUAGCACAAACAGCGGGAGUUCCAGCACGACAGUGUCUGCAUCCACUGCGACUGCGACCACAAUUACAACUUCCGAGAGUUCCAGCAUCACUUGGUCCUCGACCUCGGGGAGUUCAGCCACUACGACUGCAUCCAGCGGGAGUUCCAGCACGACGCUGUCUGCAACCACUGGAACGAUGACGACCACGAGUACAUCCAGUGAAAGUUCCAUCACGACCCAGACCGCGACCACUCAGAGUUUAACCACUGUGAGUACAACCAGCGAGAGCUACAGCGCGACGGUGUCUUCAGUGAUGAUUAUUCCUGAAUGGCCGCUCGCGUUAUCGCUGCAGUCGCUGUUCGAGGGUUCAUGGUGGCGCCAGCGGGGCGCGCUGGCCCUGUUGCUGCUGUCAAUGGCCAUCGGCAUUUUCGUGCGGUCUGGUAGGCUCUGGCAGUCGAUCCUGCAUGAAGAAUUCCCUCACUUUGAGCGUACGCCAGAGAGGUCGGCCGCGCGAGUCGAAGCCACAGGCUGGGACGUCCACGCUGCCAGCAUCCUUCCUAGUCACAGCUGCUUCUCCUCCAUGGCGAUCCGCGUGGCCGUCGCGCUGUCCAGCGUCGAGAUCCGGUGCGAGGAGUUUGCGAACAGAGGGCUCACGGAGAGCCUCAGCUUGGUGACAACCCUGAAUUGCCUGCACCAUUUCGUUCUGGCAGACGCGGGCGUCUCUGGCGUGAACCUCCAGCGCGUGGGCCUGGCCGCUGCGCAGGACGGCCCCAAGAGCGACGCCUGGCGGAUCUGCGAGAGGCUGCUGCGCGCCAUGCGCUCGCUGGAGCGCGGUGAGCGCUGCACCCUCGGGCGCGGCCUGGAGGCGCGGCUGUGGCUCCUGUUCUGCUGGCUGCACCCCAUCCUCGGCCUGUGGGCGCACUGCCUCGGGCAGCGAGGGGCCUGGGCGCGGCGAGCCCUCGCGGCGGUUGCCAGGCUGUUCGCGUCCCUGGCGUGCUGCGCCCUGCUCCUGCUCGUCCAGGCCGAGAGCCCCGUCAGUGCCGUCUGCAUGCUGCCAGAGGAGGGACUGUGGCACGAGCUGGACUUACAGGCCGUCCUGGGCGGUUGCGGCAUCGCUGCGCUGGGAGGGCUCGCGGCCCGGGUGGUGGCCGCCCCCCUAGGGGCAUUCGGCGCGCUCGCUGGCCCCGUAUUGCUCCUCGGCUCGUCGGUGCUCGUGAACGUGACGUUUCUUGCGAGCGUCUGCAUGAUCGACGCCGACCGCUGGAUACUCGCCCUCAUCGCGAGGCUUGUGAUAUGCUGGCUGCUGGCCCCUGCCGUGCAGGUCGCGCUCUGCGUCGUCCCGUGUGCACACGGUGCCAAGCGCCGGCCAGCGGUCUUGCUGGCCGCCUUUCGAUGCCUCCGGCUGGCCAUCGCGCCACCAGUAGCCAAGGAGCUGGAGUCACCUGACGACUUCGAGCGCGGUGCCAGCGCCUGCCUGAGGUCACUCCCUGGCGCCCCUCUCGCGGCCAAUGGGCUGAUCGCUGCCGUCGGCGAGCUCGAGGCUGCUCCACACCCGCCGAGCUCCGCGACGCGUGAGGCCCUCUGGGCCGCCGCACCCGAGGGCCCCCCUCGGCCUGCGUGCAGACUCCCAGGCCGCCUCGCUGUGCCGGAGCCCCCCGCGGGCUCGCCCGCGGUGCUCCGCCUGGCGCCGAGCCCGCGACCCAGGCUGCCGGCGCCCACGUCGGGCGAGGCCGCCGGGGGCGGCUCGGGCGGGGCCACCGGGCCAGCGAGCACGCGGGCGCGGCCGCAGGCGACGCCUGGGCACCUGCUGGCGGAGGUGGUGUCCGUGGAGCCCCUGGCGGCACCGUUGGCCACUCUGCCGGGCCAGCCCGAGGCGCUGCUCGCGAGGACGCUGGGCGCGCAGCGGGCGUUGAAGACGAUGUCCCCGAGGCCGUCUGUGAUGGGUGGUCCCCUGGGCGACGCCAGCGAGCCGGAGCCUCCGCCUGACUUUGAUCCAGGGCAGUAGGCCUUUGUGUUGGGGCCGCCUGGGCGACGGCGCAGCCGCCAGCCUCCGUGCACCUCUGCGAGCGGCGACCUCUGCAAGAGGGCAUCUCGUGGGCAACGUCAGUGUGGUCUGACCUACCCUCAUCCCCACUGCGCCAUUGUACCUCAUUCCCACCAGCCUCGCCUCCCAGGUGGGAAUAGGCCCCGCGAAACGAGCAGGCCCUUCGCCAGGGUGAUUGGCAUGUUCUUGUCCCCGCGCAGCUUGCUCAUCCGCUUGCUAGGCGCGGAUGCCCGAGAGGGCCCGCGUCCCCGCUGCCAUGACCGGCGCUUUUCCCCGUGCCGCCCGUGCUUUCGCACGCUCGCGGCGCACGCGCGCCAGCCGUGCGUCGUGCCGGCACGGCAGCUGUGGACCGCACGCUCGCAACCACACGCGUUAGCGUGCCAGCUUGUCGUGGGCAUCGCACGUUCGAUGCGCACGCGCGCCGGACGGUGCCGUGCUGGCACGGCAGAGGCAGUCGGCAGGGGUUCCCCCCGAGGUCCCAAGACCCCCUCGCGUCACGAGAAAC
Prorocentrum cordatum is the source of this 4657-nucleotide messenger RNA. Lineage: Eukaryota; Dinophyceae; Prorocentrales; Prorocentraceae. The record is from the annotation of a GenBank genome assembly.